Molecule: messenger RNA, 510 nt
Organism: Haemonchus placei
Lineage: Eukaryota; Metazoa; Nematoda; Chromadorea; Rhabditida; Trichostrongylidae
Source: the annotation of a GenBank genome assembly
AUGUGGCUGUACUCAGUGCUCGAUGAGGUGGAAGUCAGAGGACAUGGAAAUGACACGGUUGUGCAGGAGACGCCGCGUGAGGAACCAGUCCAUCCACGCUGUCCCGUAGUAUUUCAACAUCCAACACUGUCAAGCUCUCUGGCCAGUUAUCGCCUUUGGAAAAACCUGGUUCAGAAACACUUCAUGGGAAUGAGUCAAUCCCUAACCGAGCAGUUGGAGUUGAUGGAGAAAGCUUCUUCCGAAGUAGAAACACAUGCGGUUGACACAUCAGUCAUCGAACUUAUCAACUGGCCAGUUUCUGGUUUCCGGGCCAAUAAUACCGCUGCGGUCGUAACCUCGCAAGACAUCGGCAGUUUUGUGUCCGUCAGCGGCGUUGGUAAAGGUGUACUACACUACGUAGGAGAGGUUCAUGGCAAAGAUGGGCUUUAUUGUGGGAUCGAACUGGACACACCAACUGGCAAACAUAAUGGAACAUAUCAAGAUUAUGCAGAUGUUCGGGCCAGUGUGUAA